This is a messenger RNA of Sinocyclocheilus rhinocerous, 1156 nucleotides long. RefSeq names its product serine/threonine-protein phosphatase 4 regulatory subunit 3B-like. The transcript has 5 exons. The record is from RefSeq and is a predicted model, not a curated record. Bases 262 to 597 code for a protein of 111 amino acids. Lineage: Eukaryota; Metazoa; Chordata; Actinopteri; Cypriniformes; Cyprinidae.
AUCAGUGCGCUGCUGGACAACGGCACCAGAUACAACCUGCUGAACUCGGCCAUCAUCGAGCUCUUCGAGUUCAUCAGAGUGGAGGACAGCAGAUCUCUGAUUGAGCACAUCGUGGACAACUUCUACACGGCGCUGGAGUCCAUCGAGUACGUGCAGACCUUCAAGGGCCUGAAGGGCCGCUAUGAGCAGGAGAAGCAGCGUCAGAGCCGAGGACUCAGCAGGUGCCGCAGGGACGCCCGCUCCUUCGAGGAGGACGAGGACAUGUGGCUGAAUGAAGACGAGGAGAACGCCGACACAGGCUUGGACAAGUGCAAGAGCGACUACGGGAAGUUCAUGGAGAGCGAGAAAGUUAAAGAAGGUCAGGACAAGGAGAGCCAGCCCAAGCGGACGACGACGGGCAGCUUUAAGUUCAGGUUCUCUCCUUCUGCAGGAGUUCCCCCCUCCGCUUCCUCCAGCGGCUCCAGACCUGCAGCGCCACCUUCAGGCCAGACGGCCCGGACCGGACCGCUGGGGCUCGUGGACUACUCUGAUGAUGAAGACGAGGAGAGCGAUGACGAGGAGCAGGCGUCACACAAGAGGCCUCGUCUGGGCUCGUAAAGCCCGCUGUAGCGCUGUGCCCACCCCACCUGAACCCGAGGAGCUCAGCGGUCUGCUCUCCAGUGAGCCGCACACGCUAGCAGGACUAGCCGCGCUAGUGAAGCUGGGACUCGAGGGCUGCUGUGGGCAGAUGUGUAUGAGAGCUUGUACAGUGGCUGCUUCCUUUCUUACUGAUUUCCUCUGGACGCCUGUGUUUCUCCAGUGAGACCGUAUUAACCUUUAUUCUCAGACGUCUGUAUUUCAGGCUAGAAGAUUUUAAAACACAUGAAAUUGCAGUGAAAUGUUUAGGUUUGUGUGCCGCGUCUCCUCGGCGGAGAUGAAGCAUGUGCACUGCAGCGGUGUAGCGCUUCUCUGAUCUCCGAGCUUUGGGCUCUUCUGUCUCACAGAACACAAGCUGAUCGCACUCGACCGCCAGAUGCUCAGAUUAAAUAUUAAAAGCUGUUUUUGUUUUUCCCCUCGUUUUUCUACACUUUCCUACUUGCACCAUCUGCGUUAAAGAGCAUUUGUAUCAAUUUGAUAUUUUUACAGUUUUCAGAUUAAAUUUGGUCCUGCAGUUAAA